This is a messenger RNA of Ectocarpus siliculosus, 774 nucleotides long. NCBI's taxonomy places the organism in Eukaryota, Phaeophyceae, Ectocarpales, Ectocarpaceae. The record is from the annotation of a GenBank genome assembly.
AUGGCAAACCCAUCGAUCCGCAGAUAUCGGAGACGACUCUCCCCUGCCCCCUCGGCGGCGGUGACGGCGCUGCUCCUGGUCUCGGGGAGCUUGUUGGGCUCAUGCCCGACUUCCGCGUCAACUUCGCUCGCGGAGCCGCUGGCCCCCCUCGACACGGCCACCUUGACGAGCAACAUGCGGCAUUGGACGACGGACUACGCCGUCAUGUUCUAUGCUCCCUGGUGCCAACAUUGCAAGGAAUUGUUCAUGCCGCUUUGGGAAGAUGUUUCCAUGCAGAUGGCCGAGGAGGACCCGAGAGGGAAACGAAAGCUGGUUUUGGCCAAAUUCAACUGCGAACAGGACACAACGGCUGCAGCCUUUUGCCAGGAAAUCAAUCUGCAGUUCUACCCGACCUUCAUGUUUUUCGGGGCCGGGAAGUUCCAUGACCACGACCCGUUGUCCGGUAUGGUUUUGGGGCCCCGCCCGACGGAGCACGACUCGAGCGCAAAGUUCCCCGCUGGUGCGGUGGUGUACCACGAAGUGUUGGCGGGCUGGACCAAGACGAUGCACUUCAUCAGCGGCUACAACCGCGUCAUGGAAAGGCUCAACGUGUUCGGCGGCCGCGGCGGGAGAAAAGACAGGGCUGCUUCCGAAGAGCGGCUGUUAGCGGAGAUCGAGGCGUUGGAACGAAAGAAUCAUCAGUUGCAACAGGCGAUGACUGGCGGCGAGACACAGGAGAGCAGCUUACCCUACGGCCAUGGGGACCCCUACAACGAGCUCUGGAAGAUGCGAUAA